Messenger RNA from Orussus abietinus, 3591 nucleotides. It is a transcript of the gene axed, whose product is annotated as BTB/POZ domain-containing protein 6-B. Gene Ontology annotation, cellular component: cytosol. Gene Ontology annotation, molecular function: protein binding. The record is from RefSeq and is a predicted model, not a curated record. NCBI's taxonomy places the organism in Eukaryota, Metazoa, Arthropoda, Insecta, Hymenoptera, Orussidae. The transcript has 7 exons. The coding region runs from base 513 to 1637 and encodes 374 amino acids. Gene Ontology annotation, biological process: neurogenesis.
ACCGGCCGUAACGCCGCGGCGACCCUGCCGGGGAAAACAACGAUCGAGCGGGACAAAAAUCGCGUAAUCGCCGCUUCUCUAAUCACCCCCUCGACCGUUACUAGAGAACAUUCCCGGGGGAGAAAUGAAAUUCAUCGUUACCGGGUCGUGGAGCAGCCCUGGCUCUCGGGUGGCGAUUUAAAUCGGCAGGUCGCGAGUGGUCGCGAGUUUUUUCACCCGUUUUUCUCGUUUAAUCGUUACGGAGCCGCGAAAGGGUUCGCCGGGGGAUGCGCGAUGACGUAAGUGGACUUCCAAGAUGGCGGCGCUCUAACUGACGAGUGACACCCCGCGAGAGGCAAGAGUGCCACCUCCGACUGCUAUCUCGCUCCCAGGUGACAAAAAGCACAGCUUCUUGACGAGUGAACAACCCUCGGGCAGAGAUAGAGUGCCGGACGAGAGAGAGGUCCUCGAGAUAUUCGAAGAGGUGUCGCACAAUCUACGAUUGGCCCGGAUUUACCUCGAGUAUCUCAGAUAUGUCCGAAAUGUCCGACCAUCCGCUGCUGCCAGCCAAUCAGAGGAUACCGAGCAACGACCCAGCGAACAUGGUGAUAAUUGAGGUCGGUCUCCCUGGCGAUACCUGGAGGUACUGCAUCGAGCGACACAGACUGGCAGAAAAGUCGGAGUGGUUUCGCGCGAUGUUGCUGGGACAACUCGCCCCGGAGGCCAGCAACCCCCCGCCGACGUUGCAGCUGCAGUACGUCGAGAAACGGGCCUUCGACCACUUGCUGAGGUAUCUCCACGACGAGCCGGUCAACUUCCAGUCGGUGAGCACUGCCAGGGCAACCCUGGACGCGGCGCACCAGUACCUCUGGCCCGAGCUCGCCCGCCUUUCCGUCGAGUUCCUCGAAAGGAACCUGAACCCUGGCACGGUGCUGAAGGUAUUUCGAGGCCUGAAUUACUACGCCGAGGAGGGGGGCUCCAGGGUCCUCGACGAGCCCUCCGCUCCGCCGUCUCCUGGAGACGAUGCCGGGGAAAUAGCGCGCCUGUGCACGAGGUUGCUGUUGUCCUGCCUGGCGGUCAUCGACCAGGACCCGGAAGCCAUCCUCGGCCAGGAGCGGUUCGAGGAGCUGACCGCUCUAGAAGUCGAAGAGAUCGCCAGGCGAGACAGUCUGCGACUGCCGCGGGAAAACCUCCUCUUCGCCGCCCUGGAGAGAUGGGCUGCCGCGGAGUGUCGCAGGCAAGGGCGGGACCCCACGGCGGCUAACAAGCGGGCCGCUCUUCAGGAUGAGGUCUGGUUCAGCGUGAGGUACCCUCUCAUGACCGACAAGGAGUUCGUCGAGGGUCCCAUGGCGAGCGGGAUCCUGACAAUCGAGGAGUCGACCUACAUCGUCGCCAAGAUCCUCGGCCACCGUCGCGACGGCGGUGCCGACUUGCUGCGGAGUCCCGAUGCGAGGGCACUGUCCAGGCUGUCCAGCGUCGCCAGGGCAGGUGUCGCGAACGCCGUCGACCUCCAGGACCCCAGGAUGUCCAAGCCGGGGAAACGGGAGCGGGAGGACAACAAGAGGAACCGCAGGAAGGAGUGCGCCAAUCAGGGACACAGAGCCUGCGCCAGGAUCGGGGAUUGCCUGAUAAGAGUCCUCGCUUGCGUCUUCGACUGAAGAGCUUCGGCCUCGAAGAAUCGACCAAGACACUUGGAAGUGACCUCUCCAGCUGGAUGUCGAAGGAAGAACCCUCGAGAAUUACGGUUUAUUCCUGGCCUCGAAGAAGUCCUUGAGAAACGGCAUGACGUUCCGUAGACGGAGCCCGUCAGCUGGUCCUGGUGAAACUCACGGAAGCCCAAGAACCGAGGAACCGGCGCAGGACUCGCACUCUUCGGGGAACUCUUCUAGGCUCCUGUCGAAGGUCCUAGAUCCAAAGAUCCGUGGCAUCCAAAGAUUAUCCUCGCGGUGAACACCGCAAGAAGUGAACGUCGAUCUUGUUACAUCGAAUAUACGGAUAUUGUCCAGACUCUCGGGAACGAGGGCCCUCGAAGAGACGUUUUACAGCUUUCGUAUUGUUGUUUUAGUAUUAUCUAGGGCGUAAGAUCUCCGUAAUGAUUUAUCCGGGAAUUUCCCCAGCGGUCGCACGACCGGAUCUCAUUUAUCUACGAAAUUGGCGUAAUCGGCACGUGGCAUACCGGGGUGUAUCGCACUCCGUCCGAAAUUGCCAUUUCGUGACUGCGAGCUAAUGGAGGGAACGCGUUUCUUUUUUUCUUUUCCUUUCCCCAUUUUUAUCAACCCCUGACAUAUUGUUAAUCGAUGGUGCUUCGAUAGGUCCCUUCUAUUUCCGAGGUUUCCCCCGUACGGUUAUAAAAGAUGGCAUUUUGUUGGUCCUUUUCUUUUUUUCUUUUCUUUCGGUUCGACCGGAAUGUCUUAUUUUAUUCCGAUUAACUGGCAGAAUUUCUUGACAAAGUGCGAUCGCGCGAAGUGCAAUGUCUUCGGGGAUCGAGUCAACCUUGCGAACGAUAGGUCUCGCCGAGGACACUUUUUUGGGCCGAAACGCUUUUGUGUGUUUUUUUUUUUUCAUCUUUUUCGCUCCGGAUCGAUAAAGUCGAUUGGCCAAUAUUUUGCCACUAGUCGAAGGAUACUUCGCCUAAGUGUGAUUUAACGCCUCACGGUGAAGUGGGAUGGAAACCUCGGAAUUUUAGAAUAUCGUUAUUCAUCUCGUUUAGGAUCGUACUCUCGACUUUUUGGAACGGUAGCGCGAUAGACUAGGCGGUUAUUUACGAUUGAUCAUUAACGUUUAGUUUUUACAUAUUGCGCAUACGUGUGUACAGUGCUCGGAACGUUCCGUUGCGUUCACCAUUAUUCAGAGUAUAUGGCGUUUGAAUUAAUUUAUAGUAGAAUUUUAUGUGCCACCAUGGCUGGUCCGUGUGAAUGGGAGUCACGGGAGCGUUCUCGAGGCCGCGGACGGGGGCCGGUGAUAUUUUCAAAUGCUUAAAUUCGAUCCUAAGAGAAAUCCUUCCGCGGCCUCGAGAGCCCUUGACGCGUCGUCCGCCAUCUUGGAGGACGAUCGAACGUGCUCGUUGCUGUGAUCGAUAGGCGAAAAUGAGGGUACAACUCGAUGUGCUCCGGCUCUUCCGAUGCGAGGAUCGGGAAAACCUGAUCGCCCUCCUUUUUCCUCGGAUUAGAUGCCACCGAGAGGAAUGCACACAAUUCGGGAAAUGUGCAAUCGAAGCGCGUCGAUACCGGCGCACGAGGAGGCUGCAAGGAAAUCAGAAGAAAAGGAAUAUAAAAUUACGGGAGGGAUAUUAUUUACACAAAACGUUUAACGUGGAUAUUUUCUUACGCGGUAUAGGGUCAGGUGGAAAUUUAUAUACGAUGCGUUUUCUCGGCCGAUCGAUGCCUAGGCUUCGGAAGAGUUUGUACGUUCGGUUGCGUCGAGUCCUCGGGUGUUCCUGAAACUUUCGUACACGUGCAUCUCUCGCUCUGGUUUAAUGUCCUGGUAUGUUUAACUAUGUUAUCUCUUUACUUUUCAUUUUUUACCCACUGUACGUCCACGCGAUCUGCAGGUACUGAUCUCGGCGAGGCUCGGGAGCAUUUUUACAGAAUAAAAACAACGAGUUGCACUCCA